UUGCUAUUUUAACAGUGUCACUAGUUAAGGAUUUUACUGACUAUAUUUCAUGUACCGAUAUUUAAACUACAGUUUUGUUUUAAAAUCCUAACGUAAAUUUUAAAGUAUUUUAUUAGCAGUUCUCUUAUUUCCGGGAACUAUCUUUUUCCGGGAAUAAAAGUUAAUGUGACGUGUACUUUAAACCAACAAAUACAAUAACCUUAUAUUGUGUAAUAUAGGAAUACUAUUUCAUGAGUUUUGAGGGAGAAUAUAUAUAAUCGUAUUAGUACGUAAUUUUAACCAUAAUUGAAAAUUGUUGAUAAAGAAUCGAUAGGGCUAUCCUAAAAUUAUCUGAAUCUGAUAAUUAACAACUAAACAAGUGUCAAGUAACACUACUUUUGGAUACAACAUUAAUUACUAGGCAACAGGCUGAAAAGGUAAAUGGCUUUGACAAUUAAUUCAAGGUACAAAUUGAUUAAAAAAACAAAAAACAUUGAGGAGCAGUUAUAAAGUAGUAUCACUGUUAAGUUCAUUUGUGUUCUUUUUGUUUUUUAGUUUUCUUUAAAUGUUGUUUUGUUAUCUUGACAACCAAAUAAUGUUAUACGUUAUGAGUUAAAAUAAGUGUGUUUUUGAUAUGCAUGAUUCAAUUAAAUGGCAAGACUUCCGACCGUUCCAGUAUUCAGUUCAUUCAGGCAGUAUAAUUAAUAUUUGUUAGAAUAAUUCAAUUAAUGUAAUUUUAGGGUUAGUUAUAUCAGGGUCCGCACGCAUCCUGGAAAACCCUGGAAAGUCCUUAAAUGUCCUGGAAAAGUCAGUUUACCUCCUAAUUUUUUUUUAGUGAUGUUACAAAUACAUAAAUAAUCGCGUUUGACUUAGGUACCCCUCCUCCAAAAGAAAGAAAGAAAACCCCCCACAAAAACAAUACCUAAACGCAUCGAUGAUUAUAAUGAAUGCCAGACAACUCGGCCCACGUCGAGACAGCUCGGCCCAGAGUUCUGAGACAACUCGGCCCACCGCAAGACGACUCGGCACAUGCACAAUAUUGUCUAUUGUUGAAAAAUAUUAUUGAACAAGUGUUGUUUUUUAAAUUAAAGUAUUCUCACAGAAAUAAAAGAGUGUGUUUUUUGUUAGUUUUGAAUUAGUCUCACCUUAACAUAAACGUCCCGAAACGAAGUGUCAUGUCGGAUUGAUAAAUUGCUGAUCCAUUUAUCUUUGAAGAUAGUUUCCGCUGUUCGAAUAAUUUGUUUUUGUUCUACAAUCAGUGACCUAAACAUUGGAGAUGAUCCCUGAAAAAAUAUGCAAAAGUUAUUUAUCGUUGUAACAACACUAGUGGAUAUAGCCUCCUGACUUCCUGCUUUUAAGAAGUAAUUCCAAUUGGUGAGCAUGAUGCCAUUUUCAAAUAAUGUAUAUAACCGUCCGAAUUAUUGGACUUAUCACUUUCUAAUAUCACUUUCCAACAAAAUGCCGACAUAUCCGUGUUCCUUUUGUUCCAAUGAAGUUCGACCCAGACAACAUGCAUUACGCUGCGACGUUUGUUCAUGAUGGCAACACCGCACCUGUAAUACUGGUGAGUAUAUAUUAUGUCGCGAAAUUAAUACGCACGCACUGUUUUCCACUUUGCUUAAAGUAAUGUCUAGAUUUUCUAGUAAACCAUAAAGGAAAAUACAAACAAAAUACAGUCAUAAUUCAAUUUAUUGAAAGUUGUAUUAUAAUGUUUUAAAAGGUAACACCACUAUAGACUAUUUGGACCACAACUGGAGAAAGGAAUACAAAUAAAAAUAAGAAAAUCAUUUAAAAGGUGAUAUUUGCCGAAUAGUGCUGGAAAAAAAAAAUCAUAUUGUCAUUUGUAUAUUUUUUAUAUUGAAUCCUAAGUGCGAAAUGAUAAACAUAUAUACCAGCUGUCCUUGAUGGCGACUAAUCGUUAAUUAUUUUAUGUAACUUCAAUCGAUGGCGACUAAUAGUUUAUUCUUUCAUCUACCAAAGGGUGUUAACAGUUAACACAUGAAGCUGUGAGUUGUGAUUCUAAUACAGGUGAGGUGGGUAGGGCUAAUCCCCUUGACCUAGGAUAACAGAAUAUUGAUUUACAGACAGUAACUUUAUAACAAUUACAGUGAGCUGUCUUUAUCCACUUUUUUUCUGUUUAUUUGUUUUAUAUUGCUUGCGAUAUGUGAUAUUUGUAGUACAAUAUUUGAGUAGUUGGGUAACGUAUUACCGUAAAAUUUAAAAGUGAGUUAUUUUAUGUUUAAGAAAAAUAAAAAUGGUAAUAAUAAUUUUAAUAAUGCAGGAAUCACUCAAGAGGAUUACCGGCUGAUGGUAAGGGAUGACACAGAAAUUGAUUGGACCUGUGCACAGUGCACAGUUAUCAACCAAACAGAUGCAGAUGAUGAGGGAAAUUCUUUCAAUGUGACGGCCGACUUCGACAUCCCUCAGCGUAUAGAGGAAAGAGACAACGUGGCGAUGGUACAACGUGGCGUUGUUCCGUGAGGAACAGCAAGAUGACGUGCCCAGCCACUGUUCAGCAGACCGGCGACACCUUCGUCAACGGAACCAGGGCACACGUCCACGGACCAGAAGGCGGCAUCCAGACAACGCUUGCCGUCAAAGCGAAGAUCAAGGAAACUGCUAAAACUAACGUUUUCCAGCCGGCGAGCGCCAUCGUUGAGGGUGUCAUUAUUGACGACCUCGAUGUACAGCAGACCUGGGAUGCACUACCUGGACCCAGCAGCCUGGCCCGUAUGGCAAACCGUGUGCGUACCAAGCUGAGACCAGCAGAGCCACGUGUCUUGCUCUUUGAGAUCGCUGAGAACUUCAUACCAGCAGACUUCUUACGGGCCGACGUCCGGGUAAACACACAUAGACACAUAGUGUUCGCGACGGAGAGACAGCUGACUCUACUGGUCAACGCAAGGAGAUGGUACCUGGACGGUACCCUUUGUACAGCUUUUUUCGAUACAUGCUUUCCUGAGGCAUGACGACGCCAUGAAGCAGGUGCCACUUGCCUUUGUCUUCAUGUCGCGGCGAAAGAGUAAAGACUACAGAGCUGUCUUCCACGCCAUCGACGAUCUCCUGCCACAACGAGCAGCAGUACUUGAAUUCGUAGCAGACUUUGAGACAGGGAUGUGGAAGGGGAUCCAGGAAGUAUAUCCUGGCUUGCCAAUCAAGGGGUGCUGCUUCCAUUGGAACCAGGCUGUCUGGAGGAAGGUGCAGGAGCUCGGACUUGCACAACAAUACCUAAAUGACGACGGCACGUGCAAAUUCAUAAAGAAGAUCUUCGCCCUCCCGUUCCUUCCUGCAGAACACGUGGAAGCAGCCUUCGAUGGUCUAAGAAGAGCAACCCAAGUUCCAGGACUGGUGACCCUCUUGGAUUACGUUGACCGCACAUGGAUGAGGAGCAGCGUGUGGUCGGUGGACGCCUGGUCAGUUUUUAACCAGAGUGUGAGGACGAACAACGAUGUGGAGGGCUGGCAUCACAGACUGAACCAUCGUGCCCUCGGAACAGCCCCUCCCUUUUACAAGCUGAUCCCAAUGCUGCACAACGAGGCCAGGCUGAUUCCGCUGAUAUGCCAGUUCGUGUUGGAGAGGAAGAUGCGACGGCGACAGAGGAAGGCCUUUGUAGAUGUACAGGGCAAAAUCUUUCAACUGUGAGGACUGUACACAGCUGGUGACGUGUCGACGUCUAGGUUUUUAUCAGCCUGUGGGAAACUCUACGCCCCUGUUGCCCACUGACUUUUAUCACAUCUUUCUAUGUUCUUUUGGUGAUUCUGUAUUAUAAAAUAUAUGUAGGUGGUCGAAUUAAAAAUAAAAGAGAAAAUGUACUUUCUCGUUCUGCUUCCCGGGUUUUUUAAUACACCACUCUUGCAUGUAGCACGUUGCGGCAGUCAUUUUGAUGUAACAGAAAUUGGUCUGCACAUGUCGUAAUUUUACUGCUUUGGCAUAUAAAUACUGUAUUGAUUGAGAAAUACUAGGAUAAACUGUUCAAUUCUGCUACUUGAAAAUCUGAUUUCGACAUAUAGCCGCUUUCCGCAGGUAUCAAUGAACCCGUAUCAAUAGGUCUGGGCCGAGUUGUCCAUGGGUCCGAGUUGUCUGGGCCCCAUUAUAAUGAGGUCGACUGCCAUUGGUCAGUUGUUGAGCAGGAAAUACUGUGUUGGUUUAUUUGGUCUAUAGAUAGGCGUAGUGGUGCUCGUUAGAGCACGAGUAGAUAAUCUUAAUUGAGAUAGCGACACAAUUCUUCAAGCAUGGAAUCCGGAUAAAAAAUAUAUACCAGUAUGACAUUAAAAAAAAGAAAACGAAAAACGGGUAGAUGUUUAAAUCACUUCUGCGAAAAUGCCUAACGGAAAGUGUACGUUUAACAACAGGUGGCUAAAAAAAAAUAUUUUUAGAAAAACAAGCACGCGUCUGACGUCAUAUAAGUUGACUACUUGCAUGUAAAUAAUUUUAUGGACCUGUUAAAUCCCGACAAAUUCGAGUAACUGAAUAAAUCUAUUUAGCUCGUAAACAUUAAUUAAACAGUGUAUAAUUAAGUAGGAAUUAACACCUCACAAAGUGAGCUAUCGCUUUAACAAUGGCCCACCCCUUGGGUCUGAAUCCUGUGCGGCGAGUCGUGACCAUGAUUAAUCAUUUGACCGGAAAGAAGCCCAUAUCUUUAAAUAAACCCCAUCGAUGUAACGUGAGAUUAAGAAUGAGUUUAACACCAUAGAAAUUUGCAAAGGUCUCCUUUCAACAAUCGUAACAGUGUAUAACAUUGUUACACUUGUUUCUUUUGGUGGUGUGGCCUAUGUUUAUUCGAUCUACUUGAGCCAAGCCAAAACAAAGGAGAUGUAUAUUUCAGAAGGCGCACAUGCAAUAAUAAGUGUGUGUGUAUAUAUAUAUAUAUAUAUAUAUAUGUAUUCUAUUUGAGUAUUAGAUACAUGUUUAUAUCACUAUUUUGUACAAUGUACAACAAAUGUAGUUAAUAAAAUAUUUUAUUUCAACAGUUUUAGUUACCAUCCAAAAGUUAUAUCCAGAGUGGGGUGUGACUACUGUAGACCGUGUGUAACAAGUAUUGUAUGUUGGAGACAUAGCAGCCACUGACUAAACAAUCUGCUAGGGUGUCGUUAAACAAAAACUUCUUUCCAAGUCAUAUAUUCAGACCCCUGGAAAAAGGUAAAAUAGUCCUGGAAAAUGAACGAAAAUAGCCCUUAAAAGUCCUGGAAAAUUAAACCAUUUGAAGUGUAUGAACCCUGUAUAUACAAUAACUUUUUAAACAUUUUGUUCUAUAAAAGCAACUAAAUGUUUAUAUUUCGUAAUCCAGUAUCACUACGUUUUGCCUUUGAAAAAUUUGACAUUUUGACUAUUCUGUGUAAAAUUUCAUUCACAAAGGUGCUUUUGUUGGUGCUUUUGGUACAAAUAUAGCACAGAAGACACAAUGAGACAUGGGACUAAAGGUUCAUUUUAUUCCGUAGACGCGUGGUUCAUUCUGACAAAAUACACCCUAUGAAAUUUAUAAGUAUUAAAAUACAGUCUCACUUAUUGGCUGAGUGGAUACAGUGCUCGGCUACAGUCAUGAUGGUCUGAAGUUCAAAUCCCAGACCCUAGCACUAUGUUGUUUGUAGUGUUUAAUGCAAUGUCCACUUGAUAUCGCUAUCCAAUACAUGCUGGAACGGUCGGAAGUCUUUCGAAUUAAACAUGAAGUGUUUUGAUGUUUUAAGCCAUUUCUGCAGGCUGUAGGGUGAUAAGACUUUGUUACUCUCUUGUCAGUCUAUCUUGAAACUCCAUGAAACAAAUUUGUUCAAUAACAGCUAGCCUAUCUAGAAUUGAUUACUUGAGGAAGUAGGCGGCACUGUAAUUAUUAUUUUAUGCUUGAUGUGUAAAUUUGCUUCAGUUUUUUUCUCUAUAUACCGGUAUAUAUAUACAUACAUGUACUUGGUUUAAAUAAAAUUUUAUUUUGUGGUUGGUGGAUGUAAAAGUAACUUGCCUCUUACUCUCUCCAUUUGAAUUGUGAUCAGUUCUGAAAGAGUCCUAAUGAUUUGUACCAUGUAUGAUGGGGCUGAACAUAGCCCGUUGGUAAAGUACUCACCUGAUGCAUGGUCGGUUUAGGAUCCAUCUUCAUCAGACUAUUUCUCUUUCCAGUCAGUGCUCCAAGGCCAUUGUAUGUAGUAUCUUGUCUGAAAUGCUGCUUAAAAAAAGAUCCUUUGCUGCUAAUUGGGAAGAAUAACCCAUUGCAUGGCAGCAGUGAGUUUCCUCUCUCAGUAACUGUGUCCUUAGCCAUAUAACUGUAAUUAAAAUGUGUUGAGUGCAUCAUUAAAUAAAACCUUCCUUCCUUCCAUGUAUGAUGUACAUAUGUAUGCAGGCCUUUGAGAAUUGAAAAUCUGCAUAACAUGUACAGGUAUCAUAUUCUGAUUUGUUACUCAAGUCGAUGUGAAUAUUUAUUGAAUACAAACUGU
This is a messenger RNA of Gigantopelta aegis, 6398 nucleotides long. RefSeq names its product B-cell receptor-associated protein 31-like. Lineage: Eukaryota; Metazoa; Mollusca; Gastropoda; Neomphalida; Peltospiridae. Gene Ontology annotation, biological process: intracellular protein transport; endoplasmic reticulum to Golgi vesicle-mediated transport. The record is from RefSeq and is a predicted model, not a curated record. Gene Ontology annotation, cellular component: endoplasmic reticulum; endoplasmic reticulum membrane. The transcript is spliced from 6 exons. The coding region runs from base 2956 to 3621 and encodes 221 amino acids.